CACAUCAGGUUGAGCCCUGGGAACAGAACUGCAGAAUUCCCUUCUGAGACUACCCCAAUCCAGAUCCACCCACACUUGCCUCCUCUGGACCACGAAAACCACUUAUACGUUCCCCAGUCUCUCAGGGCAGUGCCUCCAGCACUUGGGCACCUGCGCGUGCGCACUCUAGAUGCAGCAGGCCACUCCCAGAAGGCGCCGGGACUCGGCGGUGGGCGGGGCGCGCGGUCCUCAGUUUUUCUCGGCCGUGGACUCCAUUUCCCACAGGCGGCUACGGGCCGAGACAGCCUAGUGUGGACAUUUCUCACGAGAUACGGAUAUAACUGCGACCUCUGGCUCCGUUUCUGAUACCUUUCCUCGCGCGCUGUGACUUCGUCCCACCUGAGAUAUAAGUCGGAGUGGGUGUCUGCAAAAAAGACUGCUGACACAGCCGCCGCAGGCCCUGCGUGACCCGCGAGAGCCUGGUGGCGGGAGGUACUCAAGGCUCCGAGGCCCCGACCGCGCAGGGCGGGUCUGCCUGCCCACGAGGCGGUGGGUGCUGCAGCUGCCGAGGAGCGGCGGGUAUGCGGCCCCGAAGGAAUACUAAUGCAAAAGUGGACUCAAGAUCUUCCUCUUCUCCCAGCUCUGGCUGUGCUUUCUGAUAGAGUAAACCUGAGGACCGAUCUACUCUUGCAGACGAAACCAUGGCCCAUGGGUCGGUGACAUUCAGGGAUGUGGCCAUGGACUUCUCUCAGCAGGAAUGGGAAUGUCUGAACCCUUUCCAGAAGACCUUGUACCGGGAUGUGAUGAUGGAGAACUAUGGUAACUUAGUCUCACUGGGCCAUUCCAUUUCUAAGCCAGAUGUUAUCACAUUAUUGGAGCAAGGAAAAGAGCCCUGGAUGAUUGUAAAGAAAGAAACAAGAAAAUGGCAUAAAGAUUUGGAGUCAAGAUAUGAAAAAAUCAGCUCUGAGAAAGUACACCUCUAUAGAAAAUAUUCAUCUCUUACUCUACAUCAAAGAAUUCACAAUAGUGAGAAAUCCAAGGAAUGUGACAAAUGUGGAAAGGCCUUCACUCGUCAUACAGACCUUAUAGUACAUCAGAGAAUUCAUACUGGUGAGAAGCCCUAUGAGUGUAAGGAAUGUGGAAAGGCCUUCAAUCGUGCAUCUAACCUGUUACAACAUCAGAAAAUUCAUACGGGUGAAAAACCCUAUAAAUGUGAGGAAUGUGGGAUGACCUUUAGUCGUAAUAUAGACCUUAAAGUUCAUCAGAGAAUACAUACAGGUGAGAAACCCUAUCAAUGUGAAGAGUGUGGGAAGGCCUUUGGUCGUGCUUCCUACCUGACUCAACAUGGAAAAAUUCACACUGGUGAGAAAUCCUAUGUGUGUCAUGAAUGUGGAAAGGCCUUUAGUAAAGGUGGAAAACUUAAAAUUCAUCAGAGAAUUCAUACUGGUGAGAAGCCCUAUGAAUGUAAGGCAUGUGGGAAGACCUUUAGUCAAGCUUCUCACCUUGUGCAACAUGACAGAAUUCAUACUGGUGAAAAACCCUAUGAAUGUCGUGAAUGUGGGAUGACCUUUAGUCGCAGUAUAGAUCUUAGAGUACAUCACAGAAUUCACACUGGUGAGAAACCCUGUAAAUGUAAAGAAUGUGGGAAGGCCUUUAGUUGUGCCUCAAAUCUUGUUCAACAUGAGACAAUUCAUACAGGCAAGAAGCCCUAUGAAUGUGAAAAAUGUGGGAUGACAUUUAGUCGUAUCUAUCAACUCAUUCCACAUCAGAGAAUGCACACUGGUGUGAAACCCUAUGAAUGUAAUGAAUGUGGGAAGGCCUUCACUCGUGCCUCAGCACUAAUUCAACAUGAGAGAAUGCAUACUGGUGAGAAACCCUAUAAAUGUCAAGAAUGUGGGAAGGCCUUUAUUCAUGGUGGUAGCCUUAGGACACAUCAAAAAAUUCAUACUGGUGAAAAACCCUACAUCUGUAAAGAAUGUGGGAAGGCCUUUGGUCGUACCUCAGACCUUGUUAGACAUGAGAGAAUUCAUACUGGUGAGAAACCAUAUAAAUGUAAGGACUGUUGUAAGGCCUUUAGUCAUAUUGAAAGCCUUAGAAUGCAUCAUAAACUUCAUACUGGUGAGAAACCCUAUGAAUGUAAAGAGUGUGGGAAAGCCUUUAAGAGUGGCCAUCAACUUACUGUACAUCAGAGAAUUCAUACUGGUGAGAAACCCUAUGAAUGUAAGGAAUGUGGAAAGGCCUUUACUGUCUGUGGACGACUUACUCGACAUCAGAGUAUUCACAGUGAUGAGAAGCCUUUUGAAUGUAAUAAAUGUGGGAAAUCCUUUAGACUUAGGUCAAGUCUUAAAGUACAUCAAAGAAUUCAUAACUAGAAAAAAACUUUAUGGAUGAAAGUUUUAUAGAAAUGCACAUAUAUGCAGUGGGCAGUGUGUAGUGUAUCAGUGUAUUCAUAACAAAUAAUUUGAAAAGAAUGUGGCACAGGCCUGUAAUCCCAGGAGCUUGGGAGGCUGAGGCAGGAGGAUCAUGAGUUCAAGGUCAGCCUCAGCAACUCAGUAAGAUCCUGUCUCUAAAUAAAAGGUAAAAAGGGCUGGGGAUGUGGCUCAUUGGUUAAGCACCCCUGGGUUCAAUCCCCAGUACCAAAAGAAAAAAAGAGAAAAUAAAAGAAUGUGGGAAUGCUUUUAAAUAUGGUUUUUCUAAGGCAUUAAAUGGUUUAUGGUGCGAAACCCUUCAGAAUAUAAAUAAUAUUUCAAAUUUUUAAGCAAUGAUCCAAAUAUUGUUCCUAUUCAAAGAAUUUCUAAUUUAUUUUUACAUAGUGUAAGAAAAUCUUUAUGUUUCUCUGUACAUAAAUUGUUAGUAUAGUCAGUCACCUUAGAGGAAAAUUCAGAGAAUGUAGAAAUGUCUUUGUUUUUUAUGCUUUAUUUAUAAAAGUCUUCCACCUGUAUCAAUUAUUAACUCAAGAAAGCUCACAUCACAGGAAGCACCUGUUGAUCUAACAAAGGUAGAAAAACUUGUGGUUUCCAUUCUAUUAUUUACAGCCUGUAUGACAUUGGUCACAACGUUUGUCCUUCUGGGAGUCCUGUGCAAAGAACAAUAAUAAAUAUAUUAUAGUGCCAUUAUUGGAAAUGAGAAAAGUUGGAAAGCUUUUUCACAUUGUCUCUGUUUAGUAAGUAAUAGAUACUAUUUUAUACUAUUUAUAUUACUAUGGAUGAAUUAUUAUGAGAAUAAACUCCAUAUACUGAGAAUAAUUUUAUAAAAGCUUCAUGUAAUUUCUUAUACUUUGUUAGUUUAAAAUAAUCCUUUCUGGUUAAAAUAUAGUAGAAUUUUUUUAAAAGAGGAUUUAAAUCAUGAGUUUUAUUGGAGUUCUGCUAAAAUAUAUUUCUUUAUAUAGUGUCUGGUUACUUUUGCAUUACUCUAGCAAAGUUGGAUAGUUACAAAGAAUUCUAUUAUCCAGUUUCUAAAAUAUUUUUUUAAGUUGCUAACUCCUGUUUCAGAGCAACUUCCCUAUAAUUUUUUAUGACUUUGGAUUUUUGAAGGGUAUAGAAUAAUUUGUAGAUUAUUAAAAUUGUUUUUCUUGGGAAGCAUUUAUCUGUUUUUGUGGUGUUGGGAAUCAAACCCAGGACCUCACACAUGCUUGGCAAGUACUCUACUACUAAGCUAAGCCCCCAGCCCAUUUAUCUUGUUCUUCUAUCUCUAUUAGUUCCAGUAAAUCUGAGUUAAACAAAAGGAUUCAUGUAGUUGAUGUGUAUAAAUUAAAAAUAUAUAAUGUUGAGUUUUCCCAGUACAGGUUCAGCAUCUCAAAUCCAGAAAUUCAAAAUUUGGGGCUUGGGUUGUAGCUCAGUGGAAAAGUGCUUGUCUGGCACAUGUGAGGCACUGGGUUCAAUCUUCAAUACCACAUAAAAAUAAAUAAAUAAAUAAAUAAAGGUAUUGUGUCCAACUAAAAAAAAUUUUUUUUAAAUAUCCAAAAUUUUCCAGACCUAGUGGCACACACAGAACCUUGGGAAGCUGAGGCAAGAGGAUAACAAGUUUAAAGCCAGCCUCAACAACUUGGCAAGGCCCAAUUAACUUAAUGAGACUGUCUCUAAAUAAAAAAAUGGGCUGGGGAUGUGGCUCAGUGGUUGAAUGCCUCUGGGUUUAAAACUGGUUCCCCUUUUCUCCCCCCCAAAAUACCCCAAAUUUGAAAUGCUUCAAAAUCGGAAACUUUUUAAGCACCAACAUAAUGAUACCAGUAGAAACUUUCAUACCUGACUUCAUGUGACAGGUCAAAAUAUGUGCAUUUAAAAUAAAGUUAUGAUGGGGCUGGGGUUGUGGCUCAGUGGCAGAUCACUUGCCUAGCAUG
Ictidomys tridecemlineatus (thirteen-lined ground squirrel) is the source of this 4315-nucleotide messenger RNA. RefSeq names its product zinc finger protein 780A-like. Gene Ontology annotation, molecular function: DNA-binding transcription factor activity, RNA polymerase II-specific; RNA polymerase II cis-regulatory region sequence-specific DNA binding. Lineage: Eukaryota; Metazoa; Chordata; Mammalia; Rodentia; Sciuridae. The record is from RefSeq and is a predicted model, not a curated record. Gene Ontology annotation, biological process: regulation of transcription by RNA polymerase II.